CAGGGCUACAACUUUUCAAAGGAUGCAGAAUACAGCCCCACUCGGGGGAAGAUGGGAAGAAAAUAUUUUACUGUAGACAAAUAGCUUUAUGCAAGUCGUGAGAGGUUAAUGCAACAGCAAGACAUGUCAAAAAGCUCCUCAGGUCUGAAUACAAGCAGCCAUAGAUUCUGUAAAUCCUAUUCCUCUCACUGUUCUGCUCUAAGUGAUACAGAUACUACUUUGCCAGUUUUAUCAAGACACAGAGGAAUACUCCAGCAGAGCACUGACUCAGGGAUAUCUUCACCACUUCCCUCAGAUUCCUUCAAGUAUCUCACUUGGCAUGAGUUAAAAGAACAUGAUGUUCGCGGAAAUGAGAUUCGUUGCCCCCGGGUGAGAGAAGGGCCUUCAGCAGAAGAGUUGUUUUUCAGAGGAGAAGAAGAUGCCUUGCAAGCAAGAAAACAAGUAAUGGAAAAAGAGGAAUGGCAACAGAGGCUGCAAGAAAACUGGGAAAACUGUGCAAAUUUGAACCUUUCAUUUCAGGACUUGGGAGAUCUUUACCAGCUAGAAAACUUUAACAGGAUUCUCCGGAGAUUAAUUCGAGUGGAAAGGCUUUGGUUGGUGGACAAUUCUUUGACAGACCUAAGUGCCAUAAGGUUGCCAAGAUGCAAAGAAUUAAAUGUCAGUAAAAAUCAUUUUACAUCCUUCAAACAGCUGCCAAAGAUACCUCAGAUUCGUCACUUGUCACUGGCUGAUAACAACAUUGAGACACUAAGUGGGAUAUCAAACUUGAGAUCUACUCCACUAGAAUCCCUUAUACUCAAGAGGAACCCCUGUGAGUUUAAAGAAAACUACAGGCAGCUAGUGUUCUCCAAUUUGCCAAACUUGAGAACGCUGGAUGGGGUCCCAAAGCUGCCAGAGGAUUGUCCACCUCCAGAGAUCGGUUUUCUUUCAAAAAUGUGCACCAUACUGUAGCACUGUAUUUUGUAUCAUAAUGGAGCUAAUGGAAUUGCCAUACUUAACAGAACUAAUAAAUCCAGUACAUACACUUUUUUUUCUGAUCAAACAGCUGUAGAGUCCUUCUUGAAAAUGUGAUCCAGUUGAAUGUGCAAGAGAGAUAAAACUGAGGAAUGGAUUUUAAAAGUUAGGCACACCUAAGUAUAUAUACAUCUGUGUACACAUAAUUAAGCUAGUGCACGCAAAUGUAUGUAUGCUAUUGUAAACUUCUAAGCUUGAAAGUCUGAUCCUGAAUGCUAGAAAUAUAUCAUGUUCCUAGUUCUCAUUUCAGUGAUUUACAUUUAAAUUAGAAAUUAUUAUUAAAUUAGAAUAAAUUGGGUUUAUUGA
Messenger RNA from Mauremys mutica (yellowpond turtle), 1320 nucleotides. RefSeq lists its product as uncharacterized. The transcript has 7 exons. The coding region runs from base 109 to 951 and encodes 280 amino acids. Gene Ontology annotation, molecular function: protein binding. The record is from RefSeq and is a predicted model, not a curated record. Lineage: Eukaryota; Metazoa; Chordata; Testudines; Geoemydidae.